This is a messenger RNA of Coregonus sp. 'balchen', 6112 nucleotides long. NCBI's taxonomy places the organism in Eukaryota, Metazoa, Chordata, Actinopteri, Salmoniformes, Salmonidae. The record is from the annotation of a GenBank genome assembly.
AUGAGGGCCAUGGGUGGAGGGCUUAAAAAGGACAGACGCACACAGACAGCCAACAACCCUGGACAGAGACAGCAACCAACAGGUAUCUAUCUGAAAACAUUUUUAUGGACUUUAUACAAAGACAUGUCUUUGGAGACACCCCUGGGUUUGGGGCCCUUUCCUGUUAUUCAAGUUUAUGAAGAAUUAAAACAAAAUAACUUUUUGGAGUAUAAAUGGGCCGGUUUACAUUUGUUUUAGAGCUUUUGGUCUUCUGAUGAAUUGAGGCUGCUGCAGGAAUUGAAACGGCAACUAUGGAAUAUUGUACCUUUUCUCACUAUCGAGCUGCUCUGAACUGUACUGGGAUGAAGUGGAUAUUUCUUCAAAUCAUAUCUUUUCACAUUGCCCUUUCCAGCAGCUAUGGUGGAUUCAUAACUAGGCCAGCACAGGUACAAUUCGGCACAGCUCAGUAGAGCGAAAAGGGUAUUUGUAUGGCACCCCAUCACGCUGGUCACAGAGCAACAUGCUGACAGAUCUAUUGCUCAGCAUCAGAAGAUUAGUUGUGAAGCGUUGGGGGGAAUUACUUGGAAACAAUGGUUUGAAUCAGCUUGUUCAGCAUUCUCAUUGACAUGGCGGCAUUUUGUGUUUUUGCUUUGGCACAAUUUGCUGGUGUUUGCUUUUGUACUUGGUUGCUCUUGAUCAGAUGGAAAUGUGCAUUCAAAGAUAUUGAAAUGAAAUUACAUUUUAGAAUGGAUUAGAAAUUAGGUUUCAACUUGAGCAAUUUAUUUUGCAAAAACACAGCAUAAUGACUAGAAGUGCAGAGGUCGUUGGUGUGCUUAUAUUAGGGUAGGUGUCACCACCUCCACAUGCCAUAAAACUACAGAUGUGUCCACUCUAAAGCGUAAAGGUGUUAGGGUUGACUUCCAAAUGAAGGCCCUGCUUGAAUACUUCAAAAAUGCAUCCUUCCCUUCAGUCCUUCCUUUAAGCCUAAUCACAGAUCAGACUAAACUGCUUUCCCCCAUGAAAGUAUGCCAGAUUAGACCCAAGGAAGGAUGCAUUUUAUCAAAUUGAACUCAUGGCUGAAACAGUGAACAAUGCCACACACCGUUGCGGCGUCUACUCCAGCAGGUGUCCACCCCAGCACGUGGGGAGGGUAAAGCAAAGGGCUGGUGGAUAGCCUAGUGGGAACAAUGUGCUGAUCUGAGCUGUGUGGAAAGUUCACAUUCAUCACAGUCACCUUGCCCUCAGAGCCAACAACAAAAAUAACCUGAAGUAUCACCAGAAUUCUGUCAUGCAGAUUUUAAGGGGACCUUCCUUUACGUUUAGUUUGAACUUAGACUUGCUCGGUUAGACUGCAACUGUUGAACAGAGUAAAAAAAAAAAAAUCUGUUUCGCAUUUGACGAUGGUUUGAUGUAUUUCGAUGUCUCUGAACCUGCUAUAAAGGGCUUCUUUAUGUGAUCAUAUAACUUUAUGGCUUGUUUUCUCAGAGGUAAAAAUGAUUAAUUCCACAGCAAGUCUCUUCUAUGUAAUGCAUGUCAUGAGUAUGAAGCAUGGUUCCCUCUGAUCUAUUAUAAAAAUAACUUUAACUUUUAAAAAAAGUAACUGAAACGUUACCCUAUACUUGGAGAUGUACAGGAUAUAACAGCAUACAGUGUAUAUAACCUCCCUACCGCUGUAUAUAGCCUCCCUACUGUUAUUUUAUUUUACUGCUGCUCUUUAAUUAUUCGCAAAACAUAUUUUUUCUUAAACUGUAUUGUUGGUUAUGGGCUUGUAAGUAAACAUUUCACUGUCAUGUCUACACCUGUUGUAUUCGGCAUGUGGCAAAUAAAAUGUGAUGUGAUUUGAUUUGAUUAGAGUGAUAACACAGUGAUGAACCAUUUUCUAUUAUUCUCUCGUUUUUGUAGCUCAAAUAGUUGCAGUGCAUUUAGGAGGACUGUGCUAUCCCAGGGUUCUCCUUGAUGCUGUACACUUUAGCAGGAGGGGGUACACUCUGUGGUGUGGCCGCCCUCGUGCUCCUCAUCGUCUCCACGGCGACCGACUUCUGGAUGCAGUACCGCUACUCGGGAGCGUCGGCCAAUCAGGGCCUCUGGAGGUUUUGCAUCAAUCACAAGUGCCACGCCCACACCAUCACUGUGGGUGAGUACCGAGUAGUAGAGCGUACAAACUACUUUUAAACUUGUUGUUUUUGGAUCCUCUCUAUUCAUUUGUCAUACUUUGAGGUUGAUUUGAGCAUGCUACCUGGGGUCCAUUGAUUCUCAGUGUGUUUUUGUUAUCAACGCUAACGUGGCUAAUGCAGAUGGCGGCUAUGGUAUCGCUAUGUAUACAAACACGUGGGGAUCACACUUUUUCUUGGCCGAUAGACUACUAUUAAGGUAUGGUAACAUACAAGUUAUUUUGUAUUUUGGGUGAACUACCCCGUUAACCUCAACUAUUGUGACCCAGUGCCAUUUACUGUCCUUUGUAUGUAUAGAGCAUUCGGAAUGUAUUCAGACCCCUUCACUUUUUCCACUUUGUUACGUUACAGCCUUAUUCUAAAAUUUAUUAAAUUACAUGUUUUCCUCUUCAAUCUACACACAAUACCCCAUAAUGACAAAGCGAAAACAGGUUUGUAGAAAUGUUUGCAAAUUUAUUAAAAUUAAAAAAAGAGAAAUACGACCCUAAGCACACAGCCAAGACAAUGCAGGAGUCUCUGAUUGUCCUUGAGUGGCCCAGCCAGAGCCCGGACUUGAACCCGAUCUAACAUCUCUGGAGAGACCUGAAAAUAGCUGUGCAGCGACACUCCCCAUCCAACCUGACAGAGCUUGAGAGGAUCUGCAGAGAAGAAUGGGAGGAACUCCCCAAAUACAGGUGUGCCAAACUUGUAGCGUCAUACCCAAGAAGACUCAAGGCUGUAAUCGCUGCCAAAAGUGCUUCAACAAAGUACUGAGUAAAAGGUCUGAAUAAUUUUGUAAAUGUGAUAUUUCCGUUUUUUAUUUUUAAUAAAUGUGCAAAAAAUUCUAAAAACCUUUUAUUUUUUUGCUUUGUCAUUAUGGGGUAUUGUGUGUAGAUUGAUGAGGAAAAAAACUAUUUAAUACAUUUUAGAAUAAGGUGUAACAAAAUGUGGAAAAUGACAUACCCAAAUCUAACUGCCUGUAGUUCAGGACCUGAAGCAAGGAUAUGAAUAUUAUUGAUACCAUUUGAAAGGAAACACUUUGAAGUUUGUGGAAAUGUGAAAUUAAUGUAGAAAAAUGUAACACAUUAGAUCUGGUAAAAGAUAAUACAAACAAAACAUCAUGCGUUUUAUUUUUUUGAAAUACAAGAGAAAGGCCACAAUAUAAUAUUGCAGUUUAGAUUUUGGCCACUAGAUGGAAGCAGUGUCUGUGCAAAGUUUCAGAUUGCUCCAGUGACGCAUUGCAAUACUGGACUAUUUUGUAUCAAGUCUACCCAAAUGUGCCAAAUACGUAAAUUGAUACAUUUUCAAGCACAUAACUAUAGAGAACAUACAAAAAUGAUAUGGUAAUACAAAAUGUAAGUUUACACUCUCCCAGGAAUGUCAUACAUGACGGAUCAUUAGCUUAUACACUAACUUUCACACAUCUAGAUGACCGGGCGGGGUGGGUGUGGAGCCAGAGACAGCAGGGGUUCAAACUGUAGAACCCAGUUCCUACAUUUGAAUAUAAAAAUGGAUUUGAUCAAACAAAACUAUGCUACAUUUUAUCUCUGGGACCCUCAGGAUGACAAAUCAGAGCAAGAUUACUGAACGUAAGUACAUUAUUUACCGUCAGAGGUGAAUGUAUCAAACCAGUUGCCAUGAUAAGUUCUGUUGUUGUGCACUCUCCUCAAACAAUAGCAUGGUAUUUUUUCACUGUAAUUGCUACUGUAAAUUGGACAGUGCAGUUAGAUUAACAAUAAUUAAAGCUUUCUGCCCAAAUAAGACAUGUCUAUGUCCUGGAAAGUUUGCUGUUACUUACAACAGUCAUGCUAAUCACAUUAGCGCACGUUAGCUCAACCGUCCCGUAUAUGGGACACCGAUCUCGUAGAGGUUAAUAUACUUACUUAAAUGACGGUGUCCUCUCUGCACAGCCUUCUGGGAUGCGACAAGGGCCUUCAUGCUACUGUCCGUGCUGAGCUGCUUUGCUGGUGUAUUGCUGGGCCUGAGUGCCUUCGUCAACGGCACCAAGAGCAGGAGGGUCCGGACGGGGGGCUUCGCUCUGCUCCUGUCAGGUAAACACCCCAUCUGAAAAGACAGGAAAGUUAAACGCAUGUAAGACCUACAGGGGGUUUACUUUGAUCUGUCCAGUUCCUUCAAGGAGGGGAGAGGAUAGGUGGAUGAGAGGAGAGGGAGAGGAGGGGUGGAUGAGAGGAGAGGUGGAUGAGAGGAGAGGGAGAGGAGGGUGGAGGAGAGGAAAGGUGGAGGAGUGGAGAGGAAAGGUGGAGGAGAGGGAGAGGAGGGGUGGAUGAGAGGAGAGGGAGAGGAGAGGUGGAUGAGAGGAGAGGAAAGGUUGAGAGGGAGAGGAAAGUUGGAGGAGAGGGAGAGGAGGUGGUGGAUGGAGAGGAGAGGGAUGGGAGAGGAAGGUUGAUGAGGGAGAGGAAAGGUGGAGGAGAGGGAGAGUGAGGGGUGGAUGAGCGGAGAGUGGAGAGGAGAGGGUAAGUGAGAGCGAGAUGGAAAGGAGAGGGUGAGACGGAGGUGAUGAGAGGAGGAGAAGGUGAUGAGGAGGAAGAGAGGUGGAUGAGCGGAGUGAUGAGAGGAAAGGAGAGGGUGGAGGAGCGGAAGGUGUGAUGAGGAGAGAGAGAGGUGGAGGAGGGAGAGGUGUGAAGGAGAGGGGAGAGGAGGUGGAGGGGAGAGGAAGGAGAGGGUGGAGGAGCGGAGAGGUGGAUGAGAUGAGAGAGAGGGUGGAGGAGCGGAGAGGUGGAUGAGAGGAGAGGAAGGAGAGGGUGGAUGAGAGAGGGAGGAGGGGACGAGAGUUGAUGAGAGGAGAGGAGAGAGGUGGAUGAGAGGAGAGGAAAGGAGAGGGUGGAGGAGCGGAGAGGUGGAUGAGAGGAGAGGAGAGAGGUGGAUGAGAGGAGAGGAAAGGAGAGGGUGGAGGAGCGGAGAGGUGGAUGAGAGGUGGAUGAAGAGAGGAAAGGAAGGUGGAGAGCGAGAGGUUAGAGGGGAGAGAGUUGAGAGGAGAGGGUGGAGGAGUGGAGAGGUGGAUGAGAGGAAAGGAGAGGGUGGAGGAGCGGAGAGGUGGAUGAGAGGAAAGGAGAGGGUGGAGGAGCGGAAAGGUGGAUGAGAGGAGAGGAAAGGAAAGGAGACUGAAAGUAGGAAGUAUGGGAUAGUGUAGCAGUCAGGAAUUACAUUUAGUAAAUUUGUUUAUAGACUUGACAUCACCAUUCUUCAACAAGCGUUUCUGUUUUGGCCACAACAUGUUUCUCUCUUCUUCCACCACUCGGUCUCAUCCCUCAGGUUUCCUAGCUCUGUUAGCUCUGGCCAUCUACACUGGCGUGACGGUCAACUUCUUUGGCAAGCGCUUCCUUGAUUGGCGCUUCUCCUGGUCCUACAUCGUAGCUUGGGUGGCCAUCAUCUUAUCUUUCGCUGCUGGUAAACUCCUUCUCUAAUAAACCCAUCGGUCUUUAAAUGUGUUUUAGAUAGCAUGUCUUGUACAUAAGCUAUAUUUCAAUGUAGCGUGCAGUCUGUAGUGGGGGUUUGGAUCCGCUGCAAUCGAUCUUCGAUUAGCAACACGCACUCCUUCAACAGAUCUGUGGUUAGGAUGGAUCUGCCAGCAACGGACAGUGCAGGUGCUGUAGAUUGUGUCAAGGUCACAUUGGCUGCAAAUAGCUUUUCAGGCCGUCCAAAUUCAGACUUGCCAGAAGUCUUAGUCCCUCUAAGUACAUGGUGUUGGCAUAUUGUCAAAUGUAACGCAGUGACUAUUUCCUUGUUGCUCGAACUUUCAGGUGUGUUCCAACUCUGUGCCUUUCAGAAGAACGUUGCAGAACCGCCCCCUACCAACGUUCAAGAAAGCUAAAUGGAACUCAUCUUUUACCUGCAUACUAAAGAAAAAUCUACCAACCACUAGUCUUUACUAUUGUCACUGAUAGCAAUGUGACAACAGCUAUGGAAACAACCUGUGUCUGGUCAAAUCUGCUGAACAGAAUAAAAUUGAAUAUUUGACUCCA